AUGGCCUCUGGAAAUACUAGUGUAUCUUCCUUUGAAGUUUCAAGCCCUUCCCUAGAUGAUGAUGCUUCGUUAUCAUCUUAUGAAAUGUGUGUUCAGUGUAUGCGAGGUACAGUUGAUCCAGAGACAUUGCUUUUUGAUCCAGAAAUCGACCGCACCUUUCAUUACCGGUUAGCACAACAAAGAAGAGCCAUUGCAUCUGCAAUGGCAGCUGAAACGAAUGUUCAAUUGGAAGCGCGACUUCGAGCGGAGUUCGCCAGGACUCAAGAGGAACGGGUGCAGGAAGCAGUGCGCCGAAUCCAGCAAGAAAGAGAGCUAGAGGAGGCCAACCGCCCUCUCAGGGAUCUGAAUGAACCUGAAGAUACUGAGAAUCUCUAUGAAGCUCUAGAGAGGUUCAAGAAACUGUUAAGGAAGUGCCCUCAGCACAACCUCACAUUGGGAGCACAGGUGGAGAGGUUUUAUGACGGCUUGACUGAUUCUGCCAGAUCAAACUUGGAAGCAGCAGCUAGUGCCGAAUUUGAUGCUCUUUCAGCUCAAGCAGGUUGGGACUUAAUCAAUAAAAUGGCUGAAAGUGCAGUAAACUCUACCAAUGACCGCCAAAACAGAAGGGGUGUGCUGGAAAUAGAAGCGUAUGAUAGGAUGGUUGCUUCAAACAAGCAAUUAUCUCAACAAAUGACAGCUAUGCAACGACAGUUCCAGGCAGCCAAGAUAUCGAAUGUGAAUAGUAUCCAUUGUGGAACAUGCGGUGGCCCUCAUGCCAGUGAAGAGUGCGGAACAGAUUUUGACGAGGAAGUCAAGGUUUUGGGAAAUUCCCAAAAUAAUCCUUAUUCCAACACCUACAAUCCGGGGUGGAGGAAUCAUCCUAACUUUUCCUGGAGGGAACAGAACAACUCCAAUCAAGGAGGAAAUAAUCAGAGACAAUAUUCAAAUCAACGAUUUCAGUCUCAGAAUUCAAGAGCUCAACAAACUCAGGAUCACGACAGUGGCAGUGGGAAGAAAAGCUUAGAAGAGCUGAUGGAGAAUUUCAUCAACAGAGCAGAUACCAGUUUCAAAAAUCAUGAAGCUGCUAUCAAAAAUUUGGAGACUCAAGUGGGACAGAUGGCCAAGCAAAUGUCAGAAAGAUCCCCAGGUAUGUUUCCUCUAGAUACUGCCAUUAAUUCUAAAGAAAAUUGCUCUGCCAUAACUCUUAGGAGUGGUGCUACCUUGAGUGAGCCUAAACAGAAAAUUGUAGAAAACAAUAAUGUCAAUGAUGAGUUUGUAGGAGAUAUUGAACCUUUAGGAGAAAAUAAGAAAGAACAUAAAGAAAAAGAAGAGGAAGAGAGAAAAGUAGAAUUAGAAAAUAAGUUUACAAAAGUCUCUUUUCCCCCUUUCCCCACUAACAUAGCAAAUAGGAGGUUGGAGAAACAAUUCUCCAAGUUUAUAUCUAUGUUCAAAAAGUUGCGUGUAGAGCUCCCAUUCUCUGAAGUUCUUGAAAAGAUGCCUCAAUAUGCUAAAUUCAUGAAGGAGAUACUCUCAAAGAAAAGGAGGUUGAGUGAAGAGAAUGAGAUCAUUGAGCUUACUGAGGAGUGUAGCGCUAUUCUACAAAGGAAGCUUCCACCCAAAAGAAAGGAUCCAGGUAGUUUCACCCUACCUGUUAAUUUUGGGGCUUCAAAGCAAGUGAGAGCCUUAUGUGAUUUAGGGUCAAGCGUCAACUUAAUGCCCCUAUCAAUGUUUGAGCGACUUAAUGUUGGAGAACUGAAGCCGACAAUGAUGAUGCUUCAAUUAGCGGAUCGCUCCAUAGUGGCUCCAUGGGGAGUUGUUGAAGAUGUGCUAGUAAGAGUAGGAGAGUUCGAGUUCUCGGUGGACUUCGUGAUAAUUGAUAUGGAUGAGGACUCUAAAAUACCAUUGAUUCUGGGAAGACCAUUCCUAGCCACUUCACAAGCGAAAAUAAAUGUGGGGAAAGGAACAAUAUCUUUAAGGGUAGCUGAUGAGAAGAUCAGUUUCAACAUAUUUGACCUGAAGCCAAAACCAGUUGAGAAGAAUGAUGUAUUUUUGGUGAAAAUGAUGGAAGAGUGGAGUGAUGAGAAGCUGAAGCAGUUCUUCCUUAAAGAAAAAGCUGGAGCAUCAUAUAAGAAGAAAAAAUAG
This is a messenger RNA of Lotus japonicus, 2121 nucleotides long. RefSeq lists its product as uncharacterized. Lineage: Eukaryota; Viridiplantae; Streptophyta; Magnoliopsida; Fabales; Fabaceae. Bases 1 to 2121 code for a protein of 706 amino acids. The record is from RefSeq and is a predicted model, not a curated record. The transcript is spliced from 3 exons.